CAAAAAAUAUAUCAUCAUUACUAAUUGGCUUUUUAUUACUCUAGUAUAAUUAUAAUUAGUUUUUCUGAUCAACAGAUUAAAAAACAAGUUUAAACAUGUCGAUCUCAGCUUCUUUUUUGAGAUUUAGCCUCACUGCUCACUAUCAACCUCCUCCUUCUUCUUCUCCAGCAAAUCAACCUUUCAAAUUCCUUAAAAGCAACAGAUCUUCUGGAGAACAUGUUGAAUUCAAUCGAAUUUCGCAAUGUAAUGCUGUUUCUAGACGUCGUACAAAAGACUACAAAGAGGUGCAAAAUGGUUCGUUGCCGGUUAUCAAGUGGGACGACAUCGCAGAGGAAGUGGACGUGGAAACACACACACUUGAGGUGUACGAUCCAUCAUCCAACAAGGAACAUAUCGAUGCUGUUCGGUCGAUGCUAGGAUCGAUGGGAGACGGAGAAAUAAGCGUCUCGGCAUAUGACACAGCAUGGGUUGCCAUGGUGAAAGAUGUGAAGGGAACUGAAACUCCUCAGUUCCCUUCAAGUGUUGAAUGGAUUGCGAACAAUCAGUUGCCUGAUGGUUCAUGGGGUGACAGAUCCAUUUUUUUGGUUUAUGAUCGUGUCAUCAACACAUUGGCUUGUGUUAUUGCCUUGAAGUCAUGGAACUUGCAUCCUGACAAGACUCUACUUGGAAUGUCGUUUAUGAGAGAGAAUUUGAGCAGGAUUGGUGAUGAGAAUGCAGAGCACAUGCCUAUAGGCUUUGAAGUGGCAUUUCCUUCACUCAUUGAGAUUGCUAAAAAAUUAGGCUUAGAUUUUCCUUAUGAUUCUCCCGUCUUGCAAGACAUCUAUGCCAGAAGACAACUAAAGCUCACAAGGAUACCAAAGGACAUUAUGCACAAAGUCCCCACAACUUUACUCCACAGUUUGGAAGGAAUGACAGAUUUGGACUGGCAAAAGUUGCUUCAAUUUCAGUGCACUGAUGGCUCUUUUCUCUUCUCUCCAUCUUCCACUGCCUUUGCACUUAUGCAAACUCAAGAUCAUAAUUGCCUCAAUUAUCUCAAAAAUGCUGUCCACAAUUUCAACGGCGGAGUUCCUAAUGUGUAUCCUGUGGACUUGUUUGAACAUAUUUGGACCGUUGAUCGGUUGCAAAGGCUUGGAAUUUCUCGAUAUUUUGAGCCAGAAAUAAAAGAGUGCAUUGAUUACGUUAGCAGAUAUUGGACAAAUGAAGGAAUCUGCUGGGCUAGAAAUUCCCCAGUUCAAGACAUUGAUGACACGGCCAUGGCUUUUAGACUUUUGCGCUUGCAUGGCUACGUGGUCUCUGCUGACGUAUUCAAACAUUUUGAGAGCAAAGGUGAAUUUUUCUGCUUCGUGGGGCAAUCAAAUCAAGCAGUGACAGGAAUGUAUAAUCUUUAUAGGGCAUCUCAUGUAAUGUUCUCAGGAGAGAAAAUACUUGAAAAUGCCAGAAUAUUCACCUCUAAUUAUCUAAGAGAAAAACGAGCUCAAAAUCAACUGCUAGACAAGUGGAUCAUUACUAAAGAUUUACCUGGAGAGGUGGGAUAUGCAUUAGAUGUGCCAUGGUAUGCUAGCCUGCCCAGGCUAGAAACAAGGUUCUUUUUAGAACAUUAUGGUGGUGAAGAUGACGUGUGGAUUGGCAAAACAUUGUAUAGGAUGCCAUUUGUUAACAAUAGCCUAUACCUGGAGCUAGCGAAAUCGGACUAUAACAAUUGCCAAGCUUUGCACCAGUUCGAGUGGAGAAGAAUUCGCAAGUGGUACUACGAAUGCGGGUUAGGAGAGUUUGGAGUAAGCGAGAAAAGGUUGCUGGUGACGUACUAUUUAGGCAGUGCUAGUAUAUUUGAGGCUGAAAGGUCGACCGAGCGAAUGGCUUGGGUCAAAACCGCAGCUCUUAUGGACUGUGUGAGGUCUCAUUUUGGUUGCCAACAAGAGGACAAGGCUGCCUUUCUUCGCGAAUUCACACAGUCUAGCACCACUCUGAAUUCCAGGUACAGCACAGAACAGAGGCUCGUCGGGGUUAUUCUUGGAACCCUAAACCAUCUCUCACUGAGUGCCUUGCUGACACAUGGCAGAGACAUCCAUCACUACUUGCGUCAUGCUUGGGAAAAUUGGCUGCUGACAGUAGGAGAAGGAUGUGAUGAAGGAGCUGCUCAACUCAUAAUUCGCACGUUAAAUUUGUGCAGUGUUCACUGGGUAUCGGAGGAGAUAUUCUUGUCCCAUCCAACUUACCAAAGGCUACUGGAAAUCACCAAUACAGUUUCUCAACGACUCCGUCUCUUUCAACUCUACAAGGGACAAAAUGCAGACAGCCAAAGCAGUGAAAAGCAGGAGGUAGGAAUGUUGACUUUUAGUGAGGAAAUAGAAGGCGACAUGCAACAGCUAGCAGAGCUCGUGCUAUCUGAAUCUGAUGGUUCGAAAUUGGAUGCCAAUAUCAAAGAGACUUUUCUUACUGUUGCCAAAACCUUUUACUACUCAGCUUAUUGUGAUACUAGAACAAUUAACUUUCACAUAGCCAAAGUGCUAUUUGAAAGAGUAGUUUAAUUAUUUCAUCA
This is a messenger RNA of Solanum verrucosum, 2539 nucleotides long. RefSeq names its product ent-copalyl diphosphate synthase 1-like. Gene Ontology annotation, biological process: gibberellin biosynthetic process. Gene Ontology annotation, cellular component: chloroplast. The record is from RefSeq and is a predicted model, not a curated record. The coding region runs from base 96 to 2528 and encodes 810 amino acids. The transcript has 15 exons. Lineage: Eukaryota; Viridiplantae; Streptophyta; Magnoliopsida; Solanales; Solanaceae. Gene Ontology annotation, molecular function: magnesium ion binding; terpene synthase activity.